UCUGUGAUACUAUCAUCUAAACAUUUGUUUUGCAUAGACAAUUUGUCAUCUUAAAAAUGUAUACAUUGUAAUCGCGCUGAACUUCGGCCAUCGUUGUAAGCGGAGAGGGGAUAUUAGGGCACUAGUAAGUCGUGGCAUUCAGUUUACAAUUUUUUCCAUACUAGACGUGCGUUUUCUCGUUGAGCAAAGUAUAGGUACUACAGGUACUAUUGAUUUGCUAUUAAGAUAAGCGAAUUUUACGUCAUCACACAUCUUUAAAAAAUAACAUUUUUUAAACCUAGGUAUGGUAUUAUGCAAUAUUGCAAUUAGUAUUUGGUAAUAUUAACAAUAAAUUACAAAUUAUAUUUUUCAUUACGUACUUGCCUCGAGACGUCGUAUUGUUUUUCAAGUGAUUUUCAAUUUUUUUUAUUUUAAUACAAAUCAUUAAUACUAGGUAUCUAGGUAUUUUUUUUUUUUGUAUUUCUUUAUUGUAUUUUGCAAAAUGUCAAAUAACCGAUACGUAAGCAAUUCAUCGCGAGGAAUAUUUGAUGACGAUGACGAUGUAGAUGACAAUGAAUUUUUGUCCCGUGUUCGACCCAACGUUGACUAUAGAAAUGACCUUAUGGGCAACAAUUUUGGCAAUCAAGAAUUAGAAAAUGCUCAUAGACAAAAACAACAAGUUAUUGAAACAACAAGAGAUGUAGAACAAAGAACUUUACAGUCUACAGAAAGAACAUUACGUUUACUCAGAGAGUCUGAAAAUAUUGGUACUGCUACCGCCGAAGAAUUGGUCAGACAAAGAGAACAGCUACAAAAUACUGAUAAACGGCUUGAUGAAAUUAAUUCUAAUUUACGUGUCAGCCAAAAGCAUAUACAAGGAAUUAAAAGUAUUUUUGGAAGUUUUAAAAAUAUGCUCAGUGGUAAAUCAAACUUACCACCACGUAGUGCAUCAACUGAAGUCGAGCCAACAGGGUCUCCAUUAACAAAUGAAGUGCGUAGAAGUACAUUAAGUGAAACCUUAACGCAAGCAAAUUCUAAUAUUAGCUCUAUGGAUCAACAUCCUGGUUUAAGAAUCAGAGGAUUGGUAGAUAACGAAUCAACUACACCAACUGAUGUACAAUCUAGUUUAGAUAACAAUUUGGAUGAAAUUCUUGGAUCAGUAACGCGAUUAAAAGGUUUAGCAUUGGGACUUGGUGGAGAAAUUGAUUCUCAAAACGAUUUAGUUGAAAACAUCCUUGGUAAAGCAGACAAAGCUGACAUAAAUAUGGAACGUCAAAACAAAGAGAUAAAUCGUAUUUUAAAAAAAUAAUCUAUUAUAUCGAGCAACAUUCCUAUCACAUUAGUUAUAAUUUUAGAAUAAGAUUCCUAUUAUAAUUAAUGAUAAUAUUUAUACAUUUAUUAUGGGUUUUCUCUAUUAUGCUUAUAUAUUAUCAAUUUUUUAUGUUAGCUAUGAAGUAUUAGAAUCAUUGAAGUAUCAUAAUAUGUGUCAAUUACAUUAAUGAAGUAAAAAUGUUGUAUCAAUUAUAUUAUAUACUCUUUAGUCAUUUGUAUACUAAUUAAUAAUGUAUUUGCACAAUAAUUAUAUGGUGUUUAUAUCUUUCAUAUUAAUAAUUAUAAUUUGUAUUAUAUACAAU
Molecule: messenger RNA, 1613 nt
Organism: Rhopalosiphum maidis (corn leaf aphid)
Lineage: Eukaryota; Metazoa; Arthropoda; Insecta; Hemiptera; Aphididae
Gene: Snap29
Product: synaptosomal-associated protein 29
Exons: 5
Coding region: 482-1288 (268 amino acids)
Biological process (GO): synaptic vesicle priming; exocytosis; synaptic vesicle fusion to presynaptic active zone membrane
Cellular component (GO): plasma membrane; SNARE complex
Molecular function (GO): syntaxin binding; SNAP receptor activity
Source: RefSeq, a predicted model, not a curated record